GAUCACCCCUGCCUGCGAUUUGAUCAUAGGACAACGCCGCAGUGUUGAAGACGAUGGAGCGCCUAAUUAACCAGUCAUGUGAGUCACUUCCACACCACACGGCCAAACAUAAGAAGGAGCCAUGGAUGACUGAUAAUAACAAGACAGCAUAGGAUGUUAACAGGCUCAGACUUUCAGAGGUCUUGCUCUUGCCGCGUAGUUGAGUGCCGAAAGCAAAGCGUGCAAUUUCUGUGCCGUUGCGUGAUUCCGCGUGGACAAAUCCUUGGCGCCAUGAAUUAAAAGGGGAGGAUGCAUGUCCAUGGGACCUGUGCAGGCAGCGAAGAUCGAAGCAUCAGCUGAGACGAGCGCAAGCAGGCAACAAAAGCUCCUCAGAGACGAGCGCAAGCAGCUCCCACUCAAUCGAGGUCUCCCACCGUCACCUCUUCUUUCUCAUGGACAAAGCCAGCAUCGCCGCUGCCCCUCCCGCCGCCGCCGCCACCGCCGCCGCUGAUCCCCGCGCGCAGCCGCCGGAGCAGGAAGCAGACGAUCAGGCGGCCGCGCGGCUCCAGCGCGCCUGCGCCGCGUGCCUCCGCGCCGCCGCGCUCCUCCUCGUGGGCUACAGCUUCGCCGUCACGGCGUGGCGCUCGCGCCACGAGCCGCGGGACCUGGCGUUCGUCACCGGGUCCUGCGCGCUCCUGGCGGCGCUGCUCGCGUGCCUCCGGCGCGCGGAGAGCCUGACGCCGGCGUCGCCCGCGGGGGAGAGGCGGCUGCUGCAGGCCUCCGUGUGGGCGCUGUCCACCGCCCUCAGCUGCGCGUUCGCCUACCGUGUCGCCGCCGUCAUGCCGCCCGUGCUGGCGGCGCUAGUUUGGUGCAUGACCGCGUCCGUCGUCCUCACUGGCUUCUUCAUGCUCGUGCUCUGCAAAGACCAGCAGCAGUACCAAGCCAUGGACAAUGUCGACCGUGACGCUGCCGGAGAAGGCAAACAACUCGACAAGAUUAGCACUGCUGAUGAAUUGGUGUAAGGAAGUACUCGUAACAAACUGACGAUUCUUUCGGGACGCUUGCCGUAUCCUUAUAUAGCAUAUACACAACGUGUGUGCAGAGAGAAUUUUACCAACCUUUUAGGAGGGCGUUUAGUUCCAAAAAAAAUUCCUACAGUAUCCAUUACAUCGAAUAAAAAAACUAAUUACACAGAAUAAAAACAACUAAUUACACAAUCUAACUGUACAAGAUGAAUCUUUUAAGCUUAAUUAGUCCAUGAUUCAACAUUAAUUGUCAAAUAACAACGAAAUAUGCUACAGUACCAAAAUUCAAACUUUUUCGCAAACUAAACACAACCUUAAACGGUUGAAGGUUGAUCAUCGUUUUCUGCAAAUGAAUUGGUCAUUUGUUAACCCA
Panicum virgatum (switchgrass) is the source of this 1377-nucleotide messenger RNA. RefSeq lists its product as uncharacterized. Lineage: Eukaryota; Viridiplantae; Streptophyta; Magnoliopsida; Poales; Poaceae. Bases 432 to 1001 code for a protein of 189 amino acids. The transcript has a single exon. The record is from RefSeq and is a predicted model, not a curated record.